Microbotryum saponariae is the source of this 1438-nucleotide messenger RNA. The record is from the annotation of a GenBank genome assembly. Lineage: Eukaryota; Fungi; Basidiomycota; Microbotryomycetes; Microbotryales; Microbotryaceae.
AUGAUCGCCGCAGCGACUCGACCCUCUUCGCUCUGGCGUAACGCUGCUGCCGCUCGCUUCUCCCUCCGCUCGUUGGCGACCCAUGCGCAACGCCCUGCUUCGGCGACCAUGACCCCGACCUCGGGUAAGAGCACUAACCUCUUCGACCCCACCCGCCCCGCGUCGCUGCACUUCAAGACCGGUGAGCGCUUCGAGGGAAAAGCCUUUGGUGCUCCGAUCUCCCGCUACGGCGAAUCCGUCUUCAGCACCUCCAUUACCUCCUACACCGAGUCCAUGACCGAUCCUUCGUACCGAGGCCAGUUCAUCGUCUUCACCACCCCCCUCAUCGGUAACUACGGUGUUCCCAACAACGCCUCGAUCCAGGACCCCAACGGACCCCCCCUCUUGCUCGAGUCCAACGGCGUGCAAUGCGCCGGGGUCAUCGUCGGCAACCUCGCCGAAAAGUACUCGCACUACCAAGCCGUCGAGUCCUUGCACGAGUGGUGCGAUCGCCACGGGGUCCCCGGUAUCACCGGCGUCGACACGCGUGCGAUUACAACCCUGCUCCGUAACCGAGGCUCGACCCUGUCCAAGCUUUCGACUGGUGAGGGCCACGAAGUCGUGCCCGCUGCGGCCUACUUCUGGGAUCCAUCGAUUGAGAACCUUGUUGACCAGGUCUCGACCAAGGAAGUCUACACCUUGAACCCCGAGGGUGAUGUCAAGAUCGCGCUGCUUGACUUUGGCGCCAAGGCCAAUAUCCUCCGCUCGUUGACGCGUCGUGGUGCUUCCGUGACCGUCUUCCCCUGGAACUUUGACUUCAACACCGUGCGCGAUCAGUUCGACGGCCUGUUUUUAUCCAAUGGUCCCGGUGACCCCAAACAUUGUAUGGAAGCGGCCGUGCACGUGCGCAAGACGAUCAAUGAGUGGGAGAAGCCCGUCUUCGGUAUCUGCAUGGGUCACCAAAUCAUCGGUCUUGCCGCCGGUUUGGACGCGUACAGAAUGCGCUUCGGCAACCGAGGCCACAACCAGCCCGUGCUCGCCCUCGCUUCGUCCGGUGCGAUCAAGGCCGGUCGCGUCUACGUCACCUCGCAGAACCGUGAGUUGUCCUGUCAAGACGGGCUCUUCUGACGUGUGCUCUUCUGACGUGUAGAGCACACACUGACUACUCUGGACUUGCUUGAAUUCAAUAGACCAAUAUGCGCUCGAACUCGUGGACCCCUUCCCCAAAGGCUGGGAACCCUUCUUCCUCAACGCCAACGAUGCGUCGGUCGAAGGCAUCAAAUCGACCGAAGCCUCGGGCAAGCGCGUGUGGGGCGUGCAGUUCCACCCCGAGUCGGCCGGUGGACCGCUCGACACGAUCAACAUGUUCACCAGCUUCGUCGACGAGUGCAGGGUCUUGUCCAAGGCCGGAGGACAGCCUUCGAUCAUUAGUUUGACCCACCCUGAGGCUCAUCUUUGA